CCCCCCGGGCAGCGCCGCUGCCCCUCUCGGCCGGGACCCGCAGCGGCGCGGCGGGAGCGGGGCCUGCGCGGGGCUAUGGCGGGCACGGCGCGGGGGCUCCGGGCGAUGCCGCGGCUGCUGCUGCUCCUCUGGGCCUUGGUGCUGCCGCCGCUCUCGCUGCAGAGUCCGGCCCGCGCCCCCCACAUCAAGAAAGCGGAGGCGGCGGCCGCGGUGCCCGGCGAGGCGCUGCGGUACCUGCACUCGGCCGAGCUGGGCGAGGCGCUGCGGGCGCUGGCGGUCGCGGCCCCCCCGGGGCUGGUGCGGCUCUUCAGCAUCGGGCAAUCGGUGGAGAAGCGGCCGCUGUGGGUGCUGCGCCUCACGGCCGGGCUGGGCCCCGAGCGCCCUGACGAGCCGGCCGGCGGCGCGGCCCUGCCCGGGCGGCCGCAGGUGAAGCUGGUGGGCAACAUGCACGGGGACGAGCCGCUGGCACGGCCGCUGCUGCUGCGCCUGGCCUGGGAGCUGGUGCUGGGCUGGGCUGGCGGCGACGAGCGUAUCGUCCGCCUGCUCAACACCACCGACCUGUACCUGCUGCCCAGCCUCAACCCCGACGGCUUCGAGCGCGCCCAAGAAGGCGAUUGCGGCGGCGGCGGCGGCACCGAGGGCGGGCGGGAGAACAGCCGCGGCCGCGACCUUAACCGCAGCUUUCCCGACCAGUUCGGGGACGCCGAGCCCAACCUGGAGCCCGUACCCGAGGUGCAGGCGCUCAUAGACUGGAUGCGCCGCAACAGGUUUCUGCUCUCUGGCAAUCUCCAUGGUGGCUCUGUGGUGGCAAGCUACCCCUACGAUGACUCUCCCACGCACAGGCCCACAGGAGUCUACAGUAAAUCAGCUGAUGAUGAAGUCUUCAAAUAUUUGGCAAAAGCUUAUGCUUCACAUCACCCCAUCAUGAGAACUGGCAAACCCAACUGCCCUGGAGAGGAGGGAGAGACCUUCCCAGAUGGCAUCACAAAUGGUGCCCAGUGGUACGACGUAGAAGGUGGGAUGCAGGAUUACAACUACGUGUGGGCCAACUGCUUUGAAAUAACAUUGGAGCUGUCCUGCUGCAAAUACCCACUGACCUCUGAGCUUCCAAAGGAGUGGGCAAACAACCGUGAAUCUCUCCUGGCUUUCAUUGAGAAGGUCCACAUUGGCGUGAAGGGCUUUGUGAGGGAUGCAAUCACAGGAGCUGGCCUAGACAAUGCGACCAUUGCUGUUGCUGGUAUUGCUCAUAACAUCACAGCAGGGAAAUUUGGUGAUUACCACCGGCUGCUGGUGCCUGGGACCUACAACCUGACUGCUUUUGUGAUGGGUUACACACCAGUGACCAAAGAGAACAUUGAGGUGAAGGAGGGAGAUGCAACAGAAGUGAACUUCUCCUUGCAGCCGACUGUGAUGCCACCAGCUCCUAAUGUCACACAGCUCACGGCAGCGCCUGCCCCUGUCACUGCCAUCACCCCCACCCCUGUGCAGGCUGAGGCCCCAAAUCCAACCUCUGUCCAUCAACCCAUCCAACCCGUGGACUUCCGCCACCACCACUUCUCAGACAUGGAGAUCUUCCUGCGGCGCUACGCCAACGAGUACCCCAACAUCACCCGCCUCUACUCCGUGGGCAAGUCCGUGGAGCUGCGGGAGCUCUAUGUCAUGGAGAUCUCUGACAACCCUGGUGUCCAUGAAGCAGGUGAGCCAGAGUUCAAGUACAUCGGUAACAUGCAUGGGAAUGAAGUUGUGGGGCGAGAGCUUCUCCUGAACCUCAUCGAGUACCUCUGCAAGAACUUUGGCACAGAUCCUGAAGUGACUGACUUGGUCCAGAGCACACGGAUCCACAUCAUGCCAUCUAUGAACCCUGAUGGCUAUGAGAAGUCCCAGGAAGGAGACAAAGGAGGUACUGUUGGCAGGAACAACAGCAACAACUACGACCUGAACAGGAACUUUCCAGAUCAGUUUGUCCAUGUGACAGACCCUCCACAGCCAGAAACUCGUGCUGUCAUGGCCUGGCUAAAGUCUUACCCGUUUGUACUCUCAGCAAACCUGCAUGGAGGUUCCCUGGUGGUUAAUUACCCCUUCGAUGAUGAUGAACAAGGAGUAGCCAUAUACAGUAAAUCCCCAGAUGAUGCUGUGUUCCAGAAGCUGGCACUUGCCUACUCCAAGGAAAAUGCAAAGAUGUACCAGGGAAGCCCUUGUAAGGAUAUGUACCCCUCUGAGUACUUCCCACAUGGCAUCACUAACGGGGCUCAGUGGUAUAACGUUCCAGGUGGGAUGCAAGACUGGAAUUACUUACAUACAAACUGCUUUGAGGUGACCAUUGAGUUGGGCUGUGUGAAAUACCCAAAAGCUGAGGAGCUGCCGAAGUACUGGGCACAGAACCGGCGCUCACUGCUGCAGUUCAUGAAACAGGUUCACCAGGGUGUCUGGGGCUUCGUGCUGGAUGCUGUGGACAAGAGAGGCAUCCUCAAUGCCACCAUCAGCGUGGCCAAUAUCGACCACCCGGUGACCACCUACAAGGAUGGAGACUUCUGGCGCCUCCUGGUCCCAGGGAUGUACAGAAUCACAGCGUCUGCCCGAGGGUAUGAUCCACUCACUAAGCUGGUGGAAGUUGAUAGCAAAGGUGGGGUGCAGGUCAACUUCACUCUUUCACGGACAGACAGCAAAGUGGAAGAGGGAAAGGUGCUGGUCUUGAACACUCCAGACACAAGCAACCCCAACGAGAAGGAGUUUGAGACCCUGAUCAAAGAUCUCUCUGCUGAGAAUGGUCUGGAGCGGCUCCUGCUCACCUCCUCCAGGGAUGUGGCUCCCUACAGAUACCGGCCCUACAAGGACCUUUCCGAGUUCCUCCGAGGCCUCAACCUCAACUACCCACACAUCACAAAUCUCACCAGUUUGGGUCAGAGUGUGGAGUUCCGCCAGAUCUGGUCUCUUGAAAUCUCCAACAAGCCCAACGAGUCUGAGCCUGAGGAGCCCAAGAUCCGCUUUGUUGCUGGGAUUCAUGGAAACGCUCCCGUUGGGACAGAGCUGCUCCUGACACUGGCAGAAUUUCUUUGCAUGAACUAUAAGAAGAAUGCUGCUGUUACAAAGCUGAUUGACCGGACACGGAUCACGAUUGUGCCUUCCCUGAACCCAGAUGGACGCGAGAUCGCCCAGGAGAGAGGCUGCACCUCGAAGAUAGGCCAGACCAACGCUCAUGGCAGAGAUCUGGACACAGAUUUCACAAGCAAUUACACCCAGUACUCAGUGGCACGAGAGCCUGAGACCAAAGCCAUCAUGGAGAAUUUGAUACUGAAGCAGGAUUUCAGCCUCUCUGUUGCUCUGGAUGGAGGAUCUCUGCUUGUCACUUACCCCUAUGACAAGCCAACACAGUCAGUGGGGAACAAAGAAACACUAAAGCAUUUGGCGUCUCUGUAUGCAAACAACCACCCAGUGAUGCAUUUGGGCCAGCCAGGCUGUCCAAAUAAGUCAGAUGAGAAUAUUCCUGGUGGAGUGAUCCGUGGCUCGGAAUGGCACAGUCACCUGGGAAGUAUGAAGGAUUUCAGUGUGACAUUUGGUCAUUGUCCUGAGAUCACUGUUUAUACUGGCUGCUGCUACUUCCCCAGUGCUGGACAACUUCCUGGCCUGUGGGCAGACCACAGGAAAUCUCUCCUUAGCAUGCUUGUGGAGGUCCAUAAGGGAGUGCAUGGCAUUGUCCAAGACAAGAGUGGCAGGGCAAUUUCUAAAGCUGCCAUUGUUCUGAAUGAAGGCUUGAGGGUCUACACUAAAGAAGGUGGCUAUUUCCACGUGCUCCUGGCUCCAGGUUUUCACAGCAUUGAUGCAAUAGCCAGUGGGUACCAGCAGAAACAUGUCAAGGUCUUUGUACGUGAUGAUGCACCCAGCUCUGUGUUCAUAGUAUUUGACACAGAAAACAGGAUUUUUGGACUGCCAAGAGAGCUGGUUGUGACUGUGGCAGGUGCCAGCAUGUCUGCCCUGGUGCUCACUGCCUGUAUCAUCUGGUGUGUGUGCUCCAUCAAGUCCAACAGACACAAGGAUGGCUUCCACCGCCUCCGGCAGCACCACGACGACUACGAGGACGAAAUCCGCAUGAUGUCCACUGGCUCCAAGAAAUCCCUCCUGAGCCACGAAUUCCAGGAUGAAACAGACACUGAAGAAGAAACACUGUACUCCAGCAAACACUGACACCUCCAGGGCAGGAAAGGAGGUUUCCAUGGACCAGACCCGGUGGUGGAGGGCGAUCCCUGUGGUUCAGUUUUGAAAUGUUAGCUUCAGGAUGUGUCUUCCAGAGGGGUGGGUGGCAGCUCCCAGCUUUCCUCUGUUUGCUCUGUUCCUGUGUACAGGCACUCAGUGGGUGUUGGAGGCUGUUCCUGAGAUGGGGAAAUGGUUUGUUACAUUUUUGGGUCAAGAUCUGGAGGUUUAUAUGAUGGGGUUUGAAAGGCAGCUUUAACAGGGUGGCCAGCAGAGCUCUUAGCAUUUCCCCAGCAUCUCAGCACAGGGACCAGAUGGUGGGGAAGUGCCCCAAGACCUGCAUGGGGUUGUGGUCACAACACUCCAAAAAAGGUUUCUCUACCUGUUUUGAUUUCAUAUUUUCCACUACAUGCUUGAGGGAAGCCAGAUCCUUCAAAGUGACUCCACAUUCUGGAGAGCAGAUCUCAGAAAAAGACGACCUCCCCCCCCC
Messenger RNA from Poecile atricapillus (Black-capped chickadee), 4678 nucleotides. RefSeq names its product carboxypeptidase D (gene CPD). Gene Ontology annotation, biological process: proteolysis. NCBI's taxonomy places the organism in Eukaryota, Metazoa, Chordata, Aves, Passeriformes, Paridae. The transcript is spliced from 21 exons. Gene Ontology annotation, molecular function: metallocarboxypeptidase activity; zinc ion binding. The coding region runs from base 76 to 4182 and encodes 1368 amino acids. The record is from RefSeq and is a predicted model, not a curated record.